Molecule: messenger RNA, 1617 nt
Organism: Trametes versicolor FP-101664 SS1
Lineage: Eukaryota; Fungi; Basidiomycota; Agaricomycetes; Polyporales; Polyporaceae
Product: MFS polyamine transporter
Exons: 7
Coding region: 1-1617 (538 amino acids)
Biological process (GO): transmembrane transport
Molecular function (GO): transmembrane transporter activity
Source: RefSeq, a predicted model, not a curated record
AUGCAGCAGAUCAACCCGCACGUCGCGGAGGAGCUGCACCGUGAAGAACUCCGCGCUGAGGAGUAUGGCGGAGACGAUCCUCUGGACCCGUUGCCGAAGGAGGACGGGCAUAUUCCCAUUGCGGAGGACGAGCCGAAGGCAGACCCGAACAAGGUCGCUUGGGACGGGCCUGAUGAUCCCACAAACCCGCAGAACUGGACAAGAGGCCGCAAAUGGUUCAUCACCAUCCUCUGCUUGCUUAUGACCGUUAAUGUCACGUUCGCUUCCUCCGCACCCUCCGCUGCGGGUCUGUACAUCGCCGCGGAGUUCCACGCGAGCACCGAAGUCGGCUACCUGGUCACGUCCAUCUUCCUGUGCGGCUAUGUCGUCGGCCCCCUCCUCUGGGGACCCGGUUCCGAGCUGUUCGGUCGCCGCAUCGUCUUCCGGGUCACCCUCGUCUGCUACGUCCUUCUCCAUCUGGGACAGGCGUUGGCGCAUAACCUCGCCACACUCCUUGUCACCCGUUUCCUCACUGGUGUAUUCGCUUGCGCGCCCUUGACAAACUGCGGCGGUGUCAUCGUCGAUAUUUGGGACCCCGUCACCCGUGGUACCGCCACCGCGCUCUUCUCCGCCGGUGUGUUCAUUGGCCCCGUCCUCGGCCCCAUUGCGGGUGGAUUUAUCACGAGCAGUUUCCUCGGCUGGCGAUGGGUCUUCUGGAUCAUGAUGAUCUUCGCCGGCACUUGCACCAUUGCGGCGAUCGCCUUCCUCCCGGAGACGUACGCGCCAGUGCUUCUGCAGUGGAAGGCUCAGAAGCUGCGCAAGGCAGACCCACAGGCGAACGCCGGGGUGUACGCUGAGCACGAGAAGUCUGACUGGUCGGCAAAGGGCAUCUUCCACCGCACGCUGUACCGGCCCGUGCAGAUGCUCAUCUUCGAGCCCAUCCUCCUGCUCGUGACGGUCUACCUAUCCCUUGUAUACGGUGUUCUCUACGCUCUUUUCGAGGCACUCCCUCUCAUCUUCAUGGGCACCCGCGGCUUCAACAUCGGCGAGUCGGGCCUCAUCUUCGUCGGCGUUGGUAUCGGCACUUCGAUCGGAGCGUACAUGACUAUCCCGCUCUCGAAGCACUACCCCCAGCUCAUCGUCAAGUGGCGUGGAUUCCCUCCCCCCGAGGAGCGUCUCCUCGGUGCCAUGAUCGGCGCGCCUGCGCUCGUCAUCGGCUGCUUCUGGCUCGGAUGGACGGGCCAGUACUCGAGCAUCCACUGGAUCGUCCCCGCCAUCGCCACCGUUCCCAUCGGUGCCAGUGUCGCGCUCGUCUUUAACUCUUUCCUGGCAUACCUCAUCGACACGUACCUGCAGUACAGCGCGUCGGCGUUCUCUGCGAACACGAUCAUUCGUUCCUGCGUCGGAGCCGCGUUCCCGCUAUUCACCGUGCAGAUGUUCCACAAGCUCGGGAUCAACUGGGCGUGCACACUCAUUGGGUUUUGCGCGUUGCUCCUGGCGCCGAGUCCGUUCCUGUUCUACAAGUACGGUGCAUGGAUCCGUCAGAAGUCUCGGUUCUCUCCUUGCUUGGAUCUCAUCAUCGCAAAAGAGAUUGCAGCAGCGGAGGCUGCCGAGACCAAGGGCUCCGAGAAGGUCUAA